ACUGCUCUCUGAUGCAACUCGCAGGUGCGGAGAUCUGACAGAUGUCUCGAUAUUGCGUCAGAUGCCCACCAUCGAGGUCAUCAACCUCAGCGUCAACAGCAUCACCACCUUGGAGGACUUUGCCCACUGCCCCAACCUGGUGGAGCUCUACAUCCGCAAGAACUGCAUCGGGGACCUGUCGGAGAUCUGGUACCUGCGCAACCUGCGCAAGCUGCGGGUGCUGUGGCUGGCCGACAACCCCUGCGCUGCGGGCGACCACUACAGGCUGACGGUGCUGCGCAUGCUACCCAACCUGCAGAAACUCGACAACAGUUUGGUGACUAACGAUGAGGUGAACCGAGCCAUGGAGCACGGCCACGACUUGGCCCCACCCAUCGCCUCGCUCAGAUGGCAGGCCAACGGCCACAUCGCCAAGGACAAAGACCUGAGAGACAGCUCGGUGGAAAUCAGCCUGGACGAAACAAAUCUUUAUGUUCCUCUCUGCAGUAAAAUCCGGGAGGAGUUGGGACUAAAGCCCCUGCCGGUGGACAAACUCUCGCCGGCCAAACACAGAACAGGAUCAAGUAAAGGAAGGAAUGCCAACAUCCUGACAGCGGUACUAACCCUGAUCAAGGAGCUGGAUCAGGACACGCUGGAAGUGGUAGCCAACGCUUGCAAGGACCGCCUGGAGUCGUUAUGAUCCGCGGCCGGAAAACUACCGACCCCGUCCCACCCCCUUGUACAUAAAUGCACCCCCCCCCCCCAGCGGGAUACCCUUACUCCCAACCUACCCCCUCCCCCUGGGGGAAUGAGCUUUGUAGACAAGCUGGAGACAGCAGAUUCCCCACGGUCCGGGGUCGCUCUUGCCACGACGAUCACAGGGAAGAAGAAAAAAGCCCCCUUGGCAGAGCUCCAGGCUGCAUGCAAUUACAAAUCCACGAUCAAUACGACACGUGAGGUAUACUGGGCUUGCUCCUGAGCGCACCCCCCCCCCCCUUCUCCACCUUCAUCCUCACCGCACACGAGAGAACGGUUGGACCGUGAUUUGCUGCGAGUCAAUCUCAGAUUUGCAUAUUAAGCCGUUGCCUCUCUGCCCGGGACGCUCCGCAUAUAAAUAGACAAUCCGCCGGGCACGAUGCAGCAUUGCCUGGGUGCGGUGAUGCGGUGGAGAUCCUUGUUACUUACCGCGAAGUGUACGGUACGGCCAAUUAACUAGAAGCCCACAAUCCCCCUCAACCACCACUUUUUUUUUCCAUAUAGAUAGAAUUCAAUUGAUCUGCGUCCUGUCCAAAUUGAUGUAAGGUUACAUGCACUUGGCCAUCGGGAUUGAUGCAUAUUUUUUUUUCUCCCUUUUUUUGUUGUUGGGAUUUUGUUGGGAUUUCAAAUUGAGCUUCGUUCAAUCCCAGCUCGCCGACAACUCUGACGGAAAAAAGAUGCAGACCACUGAUUUAAAAAAAGACUCGUCAUGACUCAUCUGUUUUUUU
Patiria miniata (bat star) is the source of this 1463-nucleotide messenger RNA. RefSeq names its product cilia- and flagella-associated protein 410-like (gene cfap410). Gene Ontology annotation, biological process: mRNA splicing, via spliceosome; cytoskeleton organization. The record is from RefSeq and is a predicted model, not a curated record. Gene Ontology annotation, cellular component: U4/U6 x U5 tri-snRNP complex. Bases 62 to 679 code for a protein of 205 amino acids. NCBI's taxonomy places the organism in Eukaryota, Metazoa, Echinodermata, Asteroidea, Valvatida, Asterinidae. The transcript has 5 exons.